UGGUAGGGAACCGUUUCUCUCUCCUGUAACAUCUUUGGCGGGUCAAAGUGAACGAACAGAUUCGGUACAAACUUCGCGCAUUGGCCAUCGGCCCUCUCCCGCAAAGGCAACGGAUUGCCAGUAUGCUGAGGCCGCUGCGGUCGAAUCCUUGAAGGAACCUCUUUCGGACUGUCUUGCGAGACACCUCAUCCGCCAUCUGUCUGCCGUCGCCUUCACGCCGCCGCCAUGGACAACGCCACCGAGGGCAGCUCCAAAAGGAAGAAAAGGAAAGCGAUGCCAUGGUUCGGCAUGGACAUUGGUGGCACGCUCACGAAGCUCGUGUACUUUGAACCGAAAGACAUCACGCCCGGCGAGCUGGAUCAGGAGGCGACGAUACUGCGCAACAUUCGGCGGUACCUGACUAAAAAUUCCGCCUACGGCCGAACCGGCCACCGGGACAUUCAUCUGCAGAUGGACGACGUGGUGAUACGGGGGCGACGCGGGUCGCUUCACUUUAUCCGCUUUCCCACCUCCGAGAUGCUGAGCUUUCUGCUGCUGGCCAAAUCCAAGGGCAUGGCGCAGCUGGUGACGACGGUCUGUGCCACCGGUGGCGGAGCCUUCAAGUUCGAGCAAGACUUUCGGCGGCAUGUCAACAUGAAGCUGGCCAAGUUCGAUGAACUGGACGCACUGAUCAAGGGCAUCCUGUUCACGGAGACGCACAACAAGUGCGAGUGCUACUACUGGGAGAACGCCAACGAAAUCAGUAGCACGAAGAAGAAGUUCGACUUCAGUCAACCGUAUCCGUUCAUCCUGGUAAACGUCGGUUCCGGCGUGUCCGUGCUGGCCGUCCGCGGACCCGACAACUACAAGCGCAUCUCCGGUACGAGCCUCGGCGGUGGAACAUUCCUGGGCCUGUGCUGUUUGCUCACUGGCUGUGAAACGUUUGAAGAAGCAAUACAACUGGCGACGAAGGGGGAUCAUAAGAAGGUAGAUAAGUUAGUUAAAGACAUUUACGGUGGCGACUACGAACGGUUCGGGCUUCCCGGUGAUCUGGUGGCGUCGAGCUUCGGCCAAAUGCACCUACAGGAACGGCGGAACAGUGUCAGCAAGGAAGAUCUGGCCCAUUCCACACUGGUGACGAUCACGAAUAACAUUGGUUCGAUCGCGCGCAUGUGCGCCAGCAAUGAGAAGAUAGAGAAGGUCGUGUUUGUCGGGAACUUUCUGCGCGUCAAUCCGAUCUCGAUGAAGCUGCUGGCGUACGCGAUGGACUACUGGUCGAAGGGCACCCUGAAAGCGCUGUUCCUCGAGCACGAAGGGUACUUUGGUGCCGUCGGUUGCCUUCUGCAGUUCAACGGGGAAUUGAAUGCACAAAUCAGUGAUCUACUUACCUAGGGAGUGAUGAUGUCUACGGAGAGGAAAGGAUUCAUUGAGUGAUUAGACCAAGAGAGAGAGAGCAGAAAAGAGCAGGGCGCAUAUCGGUCAACGGUUUCUGGGGGGCCGGACGGUGCAUAACAAUAACGUAACAUAACAAAAUUUGACACUUAAACGAUAAUCAUGUGUCUAAAGCUUUGUGGCUCAGCGGACCCUGUAAAACAUAACACGUAACACGUAACAAUGAGCGUUUGUUGACAAACGUAAGGAUAAUGUAAGUUCUUAUUUGUGAAGUUUUUCUAAAUUUUACUAUAAAUUUUUAUUAUAUUGACACAUGCUUAUCGAUUUUGUUACGUUAUGUUUUCGUUUCGCUCCGUGUGGCCCCCCAGUUUCGUUGGCAUUGUUUUUUUUAUUAAUUAAUAUUAUUUUCCAUCAUCAAUUAGCAGGUUGCGUUAGUGCAGGGAAUGUAACACGGAAGGGUAAUACCUAUAGGAGCUAAGAGCAACUGGAGGGCAGACCACGUUCAGUUACGUUAGUGUUAUUGCAACGAGUUAUUUUCGUUCUUUGCUUUAUUUUCCCAUUCAUCAAUGGUUCGCUUUUCUCGAUUUCCGUUUGUCUCUUUAAACCACACGCCAAGAAUGUAAUAAUUUUAAAUUCAGCGAUCGCGAUUGAAAAUCGUGGCCAAGCAAGAAGACAUUGCUGUUUGGUGGACCGUGACAAGAUUCGAAUGGAACGCACUAGGAUUAAGGAUUGCCUCAGUCAGUGGACCAGUGCACGGUGCGAAGGAACGAAAAAGUGUUGAAGAGCUGGUGGUUUCGUGUGGAAGUUGCAGUGGAAUGGACGAGCAUGUGUGCAGCCCCCAUGACCGAUAUCUAGUAUUUUAAGUGCAUCAAGAAAAAUCGAACGCAAACUAUGCGCGGGAGUGAGAUUCAAUCGGAGCGAGCGGACGUGAUCGGUGACGGAUUCUUAAGCCCAAAACACACCGCAAGCGGAAAUUUUGGAAAGCAAUUGUGUGAAGUGUCCCAUACAAUCCCAUACAAGAAAACGCGUUUUGACGUUCCGAAAUUAGCUUUCCAAAAUUUACGUCGGCGGUGUGUUUUGGCUUUUAUGGUCCUUAAAGGUCUUGAAACAAUCGCACUCGCUCGCCCCGCCAGAAAGAGAACCAACCUUUUUCUCUCCCUCUACCAAAGCUGUUUGGAUAGGUUUUAAAACGAUCGUUCAGUUACAAUCCCACACACUCGUUGGGCUCGUUGUUUUUCCUUUGGCUUAGUCUCGUUUCGUAGGUAAGAAUAGUGUUAGAGUCGCUCGACAGGCACAAACACAUCCGGUUGAUUGAACAGUGCAGCGCUCCCGUUCCCAAAAUGUUGCUUGGUUUGUCGUCCGACUAGAUUAUCUGUCGAAGUUUGCGUUUACUUGGCGUUCGUUUCAAUCGUAAGGAACCUGGGGUGGUUUAAACCCCGACUAGUGAAGAGCCUUCGGUCGACUGGUUCUGGAUCUGCGCCGAAGUAUUCGCCAAUCAAGCUACAAAUCUUUAAAACCAAUAACGCAGAUCGGCAUCCCACUGGAGUAGAUAACAGUUAUUGCAAUCAAAGCGAAACCAGAAAGAGGGCGAGUAAAAUGGAAAAGACAUUUUUUGAUCGCAUUCGAUCGUUGCUAAACAACUAUUUCCGCUAUUGCUUUACCCCGUUGAAUAAAAGCAAAACCAGAAUAUA
This is a messenger RNA of Anopheles cruzii, 3062 nucleotides long. RefSeq names its product pantothenate kinase 3 (gene fbl). NCBI's taxonomy places the organism in Eukaryota, Metazoa, Arthropoda, Insecta, Diptera, Culicidae. The coding region runs from base 226 to 1371 and encodes 381 amino acids. Gene Ontology annotation, cellular component: nucleus; cytosol. Gene Ontology annotation, biological process: coenzyme A biosynthetic process. Gene Ontology annotation, molecular function: pantothenate kinase activity; ATP binding. The transcript is spliced from 5 exons. The record is from RefSeq and is a predicted model, not a curated record.